AGCCCGCCCCCUCCUCCGCCCUCCCCUCUCCUGCCCCGCACCACACCCGCCUGUUCUGCGCUCCAGCUGGCCCGGGUGGGGCGCGGGGGGCGGGCCGAGGGAGGCGCUCGGGCAGUGCGGCGCUGGUUGCCGAUGCCUCCUUCUUUGCUCGCUUCCACCCUCCGGAGCCACCUGUAGAGCCCAGGCAGCCGUUGGUCUCCCUCCCCCUCUCCCCCAGGUCCGCUUCGCCCCCUGCCCCUGCCCCCUCGGGCGCCCCCGCACACCCCCCGCUCCCCAUCCUCGCUCCGCGGCGAUCUGCUCCCCCUCCUCCCCGCCCCCGCUGCCUGGGGCGCAGAGCUCCGGACAUGUAGCUGCCUGGGCUGCGGCCGCCCUGGGACACCCGGCCCCCCGCACCCCCAACGCAAAGGGAGACCAUGGCUCGGAACAUUUCCCUGAAUUUCCGCGUGGUGGAGGGACGAGACCUGCCGGCCAAAGACGUGUCUGGCAACAGUGACCCCUACUGCAUUGUCAAGGUGGACCAUGAGGUGGUAGCCAGGACAGCAACUGUGUGGAGAAACCUGAAUCCCUUCUGGGGAGAAGAGUACACCCUGCAUCUGCCGCUGGACUUCCAUCAUUUGGCCUUCUAUGUUCUGGAUGAAGACACCAUCGGACACGAUGACAUCAUUGGCAAGAUCUCACUGAGCAAGGAGACCAUUGCAUCUGCAAGCCCCCGAGGGAUUGAUAGCUGGCUCAAUCUGAGUCACGUGGACCCCGAUGAGGAGGUGCAAGGGGAGAUCCACCUGGAUGUGAAGCUCCUGGCAGAGGCCCAGGGACCUCGGCUCCGCUGCCACAUCAUCGAGGCUCGAGACUUGGCUCCCCGAGACCUCUCCGGCACUUCGGACCCCUUUGCCCGCAUAUUCUGGGGCAGCCAGAGCCUCGAAACGGUGACCAUCAAGAAGACACGAUUUCCCCAUUGGGAUGAGGUGCUAGAGCUUCAUGGCGAGGAGGGCCCGCUCCGAGUGGAGGUGUGGGACUGGGACAUGGUGGGCAAGAAUGACUUCCUGGGAAUGGUGGAGUUUUCUCCUGAUGUUCUGCUCCAGUGUCCCCCCAGUGGCUGGUUCCGUCUGCUACCCUUUGCCAGUGCUGAAGAGGAUGCUGGGGGUAAACUGGGGGCCCUGCGGCUCAAGGUGCGCCUGGCUGAGGAGCGCAUCUUGCCUUCUGUGUACUACCAACCCCUUAUUGAGUUGUUGGUGGAGUCUGUUCUGUCCCCGGCCCAGGAUGACACCGUGACCCCUUUGGCCAUGCUGGAUGAAGUGAGCUCUGGGGAGAGUCGGCAGGAUAUCGCAACCCAACUGGUGAAAAUAUUCCUGGGUCGAGGUCUGGCCGUGCCCCUCCUGGACUACCUCAAUCUUCAGGAAGUAUCCCGGACCACGGAUCCCAAUACCCUGUUUCGCUCCAACUCUCUGGCCUCCAAGUCCAUGGAGCAGUUCAUGAAGUUGGUGGGCACACCUUAUCUCCAUGAGGUCCUCAAGCCUUGUGUCAAUCGCAUCUUUGAAGAGAAGAAGUACAUUGAGCUGGACCCAUGUAAGAUAGAGCUGACCCGGACCAGGAGAAUCUCCUUCAAGGGCACCCUGUCCGAGGAGCACGUGCGGGAAAACAGCCUGGGGUUGCUGACGGGAUACCUGGGAGAGAUCCUGGAGGCCAUCACAGCCUCUGUGGACAAGUGUCCUCCGGCCAUGAGGGUGGCUUUCAGACAGCUGCACCAGAGAGUGGAGGAGCGCUUCCCGGAGACCGAGCACGAGGAUGUGAAGUACGUGGCCAUCAGCGGCUUCCUCUUCCUUCGAUUUUUUGCUCCCGCCAUCCUCACCCCCAAGCUCUUUGAUCUCCGGGACCAUCACGCCGAUCCCCAGACCAGCCGUUCCCUGCUGCUACUUGCCAAGGCUGUACAGAGCAUUGGCAAUCUGGGCCAGCAGCUGGGCCGGGGAAAGGAGCAAUGGAUGGUCCCCCUACAUCCCUUCCUUCUCCAGAGCAUCGCCCGGGUAAAAGAAUUCUUGGACAAGCUGGUGGACAUCGAUGCUGAGGGUGCCCUCGAGGCCCAACCACGGCUCCUGUUCCCCCCAUCGGCAGUCAUCAAAGAAGGCUACCUGCAUCUUCGGAAGGCAGAGACCGGGGCCCUUGUUCCCCGCUUUGCCUUCAAGAAGAGGUACUUUUGCCUUAGCAGUGAGACCUUCUCCUAUUCCAAGGCUCCUGAGUGGCAGGUGCGGACCUCCAUCCCGGUGUGUAGGAUCUGCGCCGUGGAAAGGGUGGAUGAAAAUGCCUUCCAGCAGCCGCAUAUGAUGCAGGUCAUCACCAAGAACAGGGACGGGCAGCUGGACACCCUAUACAUUCACUGCAAGGUGCGAAUACUUCAUCUCCCUUCCUCUUCCUCACCUGCAAUCACACACCUAAGCACACUUGAAACUCCCCCUCCACCGCAGAUCACUACUCCUCCUUUAAAAGGCCUCUAUAAUAUAGAAAAGUUAAUGGUUGUCGGCCAUCCCCAAAAAACCGUGUUUCCGGGUAUGCUGCCCUCGUGCCAUCCGGGGACCUUCCGAGGCAACCGCUGGACCUGCUGCCUGCAGCAGGAUCGCACAGUCCAGGGCUGUAGCCGCACUCACUCAGCCGUGACCCUCGGAGACUGGAGUGACCCCCUGGACCCCGACGCAGAGGCCCAGAUGGUGUAUCGGCAAUUGCUUCUGGGGAGGGACAAGCUCAGGAAGAAAUAUGUGGAGUUUUCUGAGGAGAUCAAGCUGGAACAGGAGGUGACGCAGGUCCAGAGUGGCCAGGAAGGAGAGAUAUCUGCUGUUCCCGAGCAGCAAAGCCCCCCCACAGCCUCAGCUGCUGUCCGUCUACUGGCUGUGAUUGAGGACCUGGAGCAGGCCCACAAGACCUUUGAGCAGGAAGAGAAGGAGCAAGUAGCUAAAGUCUCCCUUCAUUCCUAAGAUCUCCAGCCUUCAGUCCGGCACACUGUCCACUCCCCGUAGUUCUGGACAUUUUUUUUUUUAUCAAGGAAGGAAGAGCUGAUGUCCAGUGAAUAGUAAAGGGCAGGAGCCCAGAAGACAGCUGGCCAGGCCUCUCCUCAGGGCUGCUUCCUGUCUCUCUUGCCCCUCCCCUUUACUUACUCCUUGGCUGCCUAGAGACGCUGAACCUGGAGACUCACUUGCUUGAAAUGACCACUCCCACUCCCUACUUGCCAUCGAGGCUGAGUAUCGAGGUCAUUGACUGAGGAGGCUGGACUGUUUCUCAAACAGCCCACACUGGCUCAAAUCCUCAGGGUGUCCUCUGGGGUCCCUUUCAGCAUAUGGUGCUGAGAUCUUUCCCCUCCAUUGACAGCCACGCUAUGAGCCCAGGAUCCCGUGUCUCAGAUCGUACGUAUCAUCCUGGAAUGGAGGACAAAGCCACGUUCCAUCCAGAGGAGAGAAGACUGAGCUCUCUGGGGCUCAUAGAUUAAGGAACCCCAGGAGUCAUCCAGUUUACCCUUCAUUUUACAGAUAAGGCAACAGAGCCUAGGAGUGACUUGACCAUGGGUAGGAAGAGCUAGGGUCAGCUUUUGAAUGCAGGCCUGGAGUCCAGAACCAAGAACAGACUUCUGGGAAUUAGACAUAUCACUCCAAGAAGUGGAUGAAGGAGGAUUUGGAUGCUGAUUGAUUGGUGUUUUCAGGAGUGGAGAUGGAAUAGCAUGGAAUCAUUCCCACUCUCCCUUGAGAUUGAUGGCCUGCACUGGCAGGGAGUGGCAUUGGGGGAACAAAACAUUUUUCUAACCACUCCAGAUGGGAGCAAACCUCAGUUUCCUCAACGAGCCAGUCAUCCUCUAAGUUGAUUGAACCAGUCUGACUCCCAUAAGUUAUGGUGGCCCAUGGUCAUGAGAUGUGGAUUCUUUUUCAGUCAUUUUUAACUCACCCACAGUGGCUGCUCGUUGUGGACCCUUUGCCCCAACUCAGAGGCGCUCACCAACCCCUUUUUGUUUAUUUUUUAACCCUUGCUCCUCAGUCGCCACCUGGUCAUUGAAUCCUAGAUUGAAAAGAAAUCUUCAGAGGCCAUUUCUGUCUCUGCCUCUCUAGAUGAUUCUAAUCCUCUAUAACAUCCCAGACAACAUGACAUCAAACUUUCUCUCGGAGACCUUCAGUGAUGGGGAACUUACUACCUCCUGAGGCAAUCUGUCCAUUAGCAAGCCUUUCCUGACACUGAGUCGAAAAAUGUCACUGUGUAGCUUCUGGCAUUCUGCUCCAAGUUAGCCCCUCUGGGGUCUGGCAGGACCCACCUAAUCCUCUUUCUUUUGCCUCCUCUCUGGGCUAAACAUCCCCAGUUCUUUCGAUCGGUCCUUGUCUAGUUCAGUCCUUUGUUUCUUCUUAGUGCAUCACGGGGCCUGCCUUUGAACCUCCAUGGCCAAUUCUACACCACUUUGCAUGAACCUUUUUAGUUCUAGGCUGCUAGUCUUAUGAAGGAGGAGGAGAGGAUGCUCCCUCUCCAACCCCAACCAUAAGCCUCUAGCUUUGGUGGUAGAUAAUAUUGUUGGUCUGUAGAGGCUCCGGAACCCACCCAUUCAUCCGGGUCCUUUCAUGAAUCAAUUUUUGGGGAUGUCCUUGGCUCAUUAUCUAUCAGUUAGGGGCUCCUCCCAUGACCUGUUGUGCUUGGAAUGGGUCCCCAGCUCUAACUUUGGGGAUUGAGUUCUUAGAAACAAGAGUGAGACAGCCCACUCUAGCCAUACUGAGAAGACUAGGAGUGGGGAUGGGAUAUUGUUUUCCAGAAAAUUCUAGAGUUUACUGGCCUCAGACACUUAACACUUCCUACUUGUAUGACCCUGGGCAAGUCACUUAACCCCAAUUGCCUGAGCAAAAAAACAAACAAACAAAAAAAAGAUUCUAGGAUUUAGAUUGGAGAAAUUAUCUAGUCCAGUCUCCAUAUUUUACAGAAUAAACAGGGCCAAGCUCACCUAGGUAGGAAAUGAGAAUUUAAAUUCAGGUCCUAUGACUGCUGGCCAAGAGCAGAGAUUCUGGAGUCUGGGAUUGAUUCUACCAGAGACCAUAAAAUGAAUGCACUGGAGAGAAUCCUAGGCUGAGGGUUAUCAGGGAUCCCAUCUCCCCGUUCCUCCUCAGGAGCUGGGCCUGAGAAAGGGAAGAGUAGAUUUAGUUUUAUCGGGAAGGGGGGGGGGGGAAGGGACAGUAGAGACUAGGAGGGUCCCAGGUGCUCCCUUCAUCCAAUUUCAGAGCCAACUGAAUAAGAUGCAGCUUAACCUCUGGCCAGCAGGAGGAGCUGAGCUCCACUCUCUUGAGAUGAGAUUUGGGGCUUCCCAGAGCCUUCCCCCAAUCAGUUAAGACAGUGUGGUCGUAGAGCAGAUGACCCAACAGGAAAGCGGGGGAAGUCAGGGGGUUUCUGCUAGUGGAGCCCCCCAGAUGUAGGCUUAAAGGCAUGCCUUCUGAAGUCUUUGUGACCAUUGGGAAAGGGACCCUCUAAUAAAUAUUUAUUCCUUGGAGGGAGAGGAGGUGGCUAGUCCCCCUAAAUAUGCCUGUUGUGAUUGGUGAGCUUUUGCAGGGGGCAGGAGGGGUCCCUGGAAGGGAUGAAUGAGGGGAGGACGCUGCCAACCCCUGUUCUUCCUCAGUUCUCUAGGGACUACAGCCUGGAAGGGAGCCUUGCUCUGACUUUCCUUUCUCUCUUCUAAUCAACCUUAGGUACCACGUGUACCACUUCAGGGGCCCACUGGGCCCAAGCUCCCCAAGAGAAAGUACCUGGGGCUGACGGCACAGGGCUGGGGCUUCUUGCUUUUAUUAGUUCUUGAAGAACAUGGGCUCAGAGAGGUGAGGGACCCCAGAAGCCAUUUUUAUAUAGUAGGUGUGUUGAAUAACGGAUGUGAAUGAAAGAAUAAGUGAAUUAAUGGCUGAAAACUUGACGCUGUGUGUAUAUGGUGGAAGGGAAGGCGAAGAGAUAAUAGAGAUCUACACCGUUCUCUAGAACUGACAGGGGAGGAUGCGAAUUUCUCUUGCUAUGAUUUUUUGGCUCUCCAGGAUUUUCCCAGAGGGUCUUGCAGAAUCUCCCAGGGGGUGAGGUGGGGUGGGGUGGUAAUAACUCUCUGUGUGGCGCUAGAAUCACCGCACCACCUUGUGGUCAAGUUCAGAAUGGCACUUCUCCAACAUGCUAGGCUGUUUUGCCCAGUGGAGCAGUAAUAAUCUACCCACCCUCCUUUCCUUAAUCCUUACAAGCCCAUUUCCAGAGACAAAAAGAGUGUGAUGGACCUUCCCCUCAUACCCAUUCCCCAGUCUUUACCAAUAGGAGGACAACAUGGGGAGGAGAAAGGCGAUUUAUUUCUCCACCCACAGUGGGACUGGUGUUUUUUUUGAAAGAGCAAUUGUUGACAUCCCUUUAACUCCUGGCCGACGUCCACAAUGGCAGCCAAUCGACAGAGGCAGAGCUGGUGAGUUGCCUAGGCAACAGGUGCCUGGUUGGCUGGGAGCUGUCAUAUCUUUGGGUUUUUUCCCCCCAACACCAAAAAAAAAAAAUUAACUCUUUGUCACCCACUCUCCUUUUUAAGGGUUUUCAUGGUAGGGAGGUCUCAUCUGAGUCCUUAUCCCCCACCCCCCGGCUAGUGAUUGCUCCAGAAUGGGGCUCUCACGUCUCAAAAGGGGUGGCUCAGAAAUCCCACAGUUGGGUUAGGAAAGGGUAUGGGAGAGGGACCACCUGUGUGGUCACGUCUGUCACCUCCUAUAGGCAGAUUGCAACAGGACAGAUAGAAUACAAGGUGGGGGUAAAAGGGAAGGUGAGACAAAGAGAAAAAAGAAGCAAGAUUCCUCCCCUUUCACCCUAGUGCCACCCUCUCCCCCCUCCCCACCCAGGAUUAUCCGUUUAUCGAGGCAAUUAUAUGUGAAUGUUUCCCCCUCCCCCCCCCCCCAACACACACAA
Messenger RNA from Sarcophilus harrisii (Tasmanian devil), 6912 nucleotides. RefSeq names its product RAS protein activator like 1 (gene RASAL1). The record is from RefSeq and is a predicted model, not a curated record. The transcript has 22 exons. Lineage: Eukaryota; Metazoa; Chordata; Mammalia; Dasyuromorphia; Dasyuridae. Gene Ontology annotation, biological process: negative regulation of Ras protein signal transduction; regulation of GTPase activity; intracellular signal transduction. Gene Ontology annotation, molecular function: GTPase activator activity. Bases 414 to 2960 code for a protein of 848 amino acids.